This is a messenger RNA of Zootermopsis nevadensis, 1147 nucleotides long. The record is from RefSeq and is a predicted model, not a curated record. Lineage: Eukaryota; Metazoa; Arthropoda; Insecta; Blattodea; Termopsidae.
GUUUUGUGCGCGCCGUUUCGUUUUUGUUUCCGUAUUGUGAUCAUUACGACUCCAUCUCAAUCACAGAAUGGUGGAGAAAUAACUUACCAGCUUAUUAUUUGUGACUUUUAUUACAGGUACAAUAGUGCUCUGAAUUAUUGUUGAUAAAUAUUAUUAAGCGUGUGUGAUUUUUGAUGGAAUAGAAUGUUUGAAUGAAGUGUUGAUAAACUGCGUGGCGGGAAGGGCGAUUAGAAGUGAAAACAUCAGAAAACGAAUCGUGUACGAAUUCCCGAAAAACUGUUAUCAUGUUUUCAUUGGAAGUCACGCUCCUAAAAUGCAUAUAUGUCGUGUGUAUAGUUAAAGGGUAAAAUACAAACAAUAUAGAGAAACUUUUCUUCGACAAGCGAUUUGCAGGCGACUGGUCGAAUUGGUAAGAUAUAUGGGGCCAGAAACGUGACAAGUGAAAAGUUUGUUCCUUCGUCCACUAAAUUUUUAAUUUAUAUUUGUAAGUGAAAUGAAGUGAGUUUAUUAUACAAUUACAUCUAGGAAGAUGAAUGUUAUUUUUAAAUUUUACGGGAGCUGGAACUCGAAUGGUUAAUAUUCAGUGGGCGAGGCUUAUCUAAUCACAAGAAAAUCAGCAAGAUGAUGCUCGGAGACUUCGAAUUUCAUCAGUGUGUUGUCUUCCUCACUCAUGCACACGCACGUUUACGCAUCGCAUCGCUUUCACGGCCGCACGCAACAUUUUAUCUUCCACGCAAUGUGUGUGCAGCUUUACAGGACAGGAGUGCCAUCUACCACCACCUGAAUAUAACAUGGCUGAAGACCAACUUAACGUCGUCAUCUGUGGGCUGCAGGCCACAGCAAGGGGUAGAACCUGCGUCAGUACCAGCAAGACACACAGGGACUGUCCGCUUCGAGAUCCUGGACGAUGAAGUCGACAUCUCGAAUUUGUACAAACGCAACAGGGACUUCCCCGAACGCAAGACGAUGAGAAUCCAGUGACAGUGUAACAUAAACGUGAAGUGUGUGCAUGAAGAUGGAGCCUCCACGUAAGGCAGUGGGUCUGUUAGGGCUUCAAGCCCCGAACCUCCUCACUGGAAGGUGUUUGUCGGCGUACUGGUCCUGCAUUCGGUCACUCCACGUUCAGCUCUGCUGACAAUCCUCGGCU